UCAGUUCAUGACGCUGCGUCUCUUUGUUGGCUCAGCAGCAGCGACGCUUGUGUUGUUAUUUUCUCCGCAGCUGAAAAUCUGUACUACUGGCCACUCAGCGAAACACUUUUCCUGUUUUGUUUUGUUUUGGUACCUCAUUAUAUCGUGGUGUAACGUACCAAAACUCCUUUGUAACUCGGCUUGUCAUAAUCGGAAGUUAACCUAGUAAUGGACUCGGACGAGGGUUAUAACUGCUAUGAAUAUGACGACGACGAGGAAUGUAGCGAGGAUAGCGCUGAAGAGGAGCCUGAAGACGACAACCUGGAACUGGGGGAGGUUGAGUUGGUCGAUCCAGUUGUGGCCGGUGGCGAGCGAGAUGAGUGUGGGGAAACAGGGGGAAGCGGCCUCGGGCCUGGUCAAGAUGAAGAGGACUACCGUUUCGAAGUACUCACAGCUGAACAGAUUCUUCAACAUAUGGUGGAGUGUAUCAGGGAGGUCAAUGAGGUCAUACAGAAUCCAGCCACAAUAACGAGGAUACUCCUCAGUCACUUCAACUGGGACAAAGAGAAGCUGAUGGAAAGGUACUUUGAUGGGAACCUGGACAAGCUGUUCUCCGAGUGCCAUGUCAUCAACCCCAGCAAGAAGUCGCGGACGCGCCUGGUCAACACGCGCUCCUCUGGCCUGGACAUACCGUGCCAGAUCUGCUAUCUCAACUACCCCAACUCGUACUUCACAGGCCUGGAGUGCGGUCACAAGUUCUGCAUGCAGUGUUGGGGCGACUACUUGACGACCAAAAUCAUCGAAGAGGGCAUGGGACAGACGAUUUCCUGUCCGGCACAUAGCUGUGAUAUCCUCGUGGAUGACAGCACAGUCAUGAGGUUGAUCACGGACUCCAAAGUCAAGUUGAAGUACCAGCAUUUAAUUACCAAUAGUUUUGUUGAGUGUAAUCGACUAUUAAAGUGGUGCCCUGCGCCAGACUGCCACCAUGUGGUCAAAGUCCAGUACCCCGAUGCCAAACCGGUCAGGUGCAAGUGUGGUCGGCAAUUCUGCUUCAACUGUGGGGAGAACUGGCAUGACCCUGUCAAGUGCAAGUGGCUGAGGAAAUGGAUCAAAAAGUGUGACGACGACAGCGAGACGUCAAACUGGAUCGCAGCAAAUACCAAGGAAUGUCCCAAGUGUCACGUCACCAUAGAGAAGGACGGCGGCUGCAACCACAUGGUGUGUCGGAACCAGAACUGCAAAGCGGAGUUCUGCUGGGUCUGCCUUGGGCCCUGGGAACCUCACGGCUCAGCCUGGUACAACUGCAACCGCUACAACGAAGAUGACGCCAAGGCAGCGAGGGACGCCCAGGAGGUGAGCAGAUCUCGAGCGGCGCUGCAGCGCUACCUGUUCUACUGCAACCGCUACAUGAACCACAUGCAGAGCCUGCGCUUCGAGCACAAGCUGUACGCCCAGGUCAAGCAGAAGAUGGAGGAGAUGCAGCAGCACAACAUGUCCUGGAUCGAGGUGCAGUUCCUGAAGAAGGCGGUGGACGUGCUGUGCCAGUGCCGCUCCACCCUCAUGUUCACCUACGUCUUCGCCUUCUACCUCAAGAAGAACAACCAGUCCAUCAUCUUCGAGAAUAACCAGGCAGAUCUCGAGAAUGCAACAGAGACGCUGUCUGGAUACCUGGAGCGAGACAUUUCCCAGGAUUCCCUGCAAGACAUCAAGCAGAAGGUCCAGGACAAGUACAGAUACUGCGAGAGCAGGCGGCGAGUGCUGCUGCAGCACGUGCAUGAAGGCUAUGAGAAAGACCUGUGGGAGUACAUCGAGGAUUGAGCCUGGCUUACCACACACACACACACACACACACACACACACACACACACACACACACAAACAUGUAUAAAUAUAUGUACACAUACACACACACGCAUGUACGGACUCUUAAGAAAAGCUCCGUGAUGGACAGGAGCACUGAUGCAGAAGCAGCGGCAAGAGACAGCGCUGAGCUCCCUCACAACACACACACACACACACACACACACACACACACACACACACACACACACACACACACACACACACACACACACACACACACACACACACACACACACACACACACACACCCCUCUUCAUCCAGCCAGCACAAGUCCUUCUCCCUGCAUCCCUGGAGGUUUUUUUUGUUUGUUUGGUUUUGUUUUUGUUUUUUAAUUCUUUUUUUCAUCAAUAUUUGUUUGUUUGUUUCUAAAACUCAAAAAUUAAAUUAUAUUUAAAUAAAAAAGCUAGAAGAUUAAAAGAAAGCAAGAAAAUACUAAAAAUACGAAAAAAAGAAGACCUCAUUGCGUGUGCAACAGUAUUGUUAGCUGCCUAGAGAGGAGAGGACAGAACAGGACAGGUAGGAGACUUGGGGAUUGUGUUGUAACUCUCCCACCCAAUCCUCCCCACCACCACCCCCACACCCGGCCCGCACAGACCAUUCUGCUCUCUCUCUGGCUGCAAUGUGCCCAUUGGACUGUCUCUUUGUGUGCUAUUAUAUUCUCAGCCCGCGUGAGCGAGGAUUGGCUAGGGCUUUGUUCUGAGCCCUCCCCAUGCUUUAUCUGAAUGGGGGGGCCAUGCAACCAUGUCUGGGUUUUCCGAUUGGUUAGUUGUAAGAAAACAGUGUUUGCCUUGGGUAAGAAAAAGGAUAUCAACAGCAUCAAACAGAAUUGAACAGAACAUAAAAAGAAGUGUUUUCCUAAUUUGUAAAUAAUGCAUAUAUGCAUGGAAUACAAAGAGCAAGAGAGGCACGUUUUUACUUUCAUUUUUUUAAGUGGUAGGGAAAAAAAUAUUUAUUCUUUAAAAAGAAUACUCAAAGAAAGAAAAGAAGAAUGAAAAAACAGCUGUGUUGUCUGUGUAAUAGAGAAUUGACCGUCUAUUCUCAUUGAUGCUGAAAAAACCAGCUGUGUUGUCUGUGUGAUAGAGAAUUGACCGUCGGUUCUCACUGAUGCUGAGGUGAAACGCCUGACCUCCAGAAGCAGCUGUGCGUGUGCGUGUGUUUGUGUUUUGCCCCAGACAUCCUCAAAGUGGAGGACUUGCACCGGCUCUCAUAGAUACGUGCUGUGUGAUCUAAGCCAAAUGAUGAUGGUUGCUGAGGAGUGUCAAAGUGAUUUGCCCUGAUGGUGAUGCAAAGGCCGUUUCUGGCAUACUGGAGUUGGACAGAGUUGUAUAAAGCAGAAGUACAAAUGUGCAAUUGUAAUUACGACUCUAUAAGUAUGAUAUUACAAAAUUGAAAGCAUGUAAUAUCCAACUGCUGUUGUAAUUACAUCUGUAAGAGCACUUCUACUUCUACUUUACACAACUCUGAAUACUGAAUUGGUGUUCAGACAAGUGAGGGAUACCAGUGGGUUUGUUUGUUGGCUGGGAACCUUUUUGAGUUUCUUUCACUCUUUCUUGCUCCUCUUCUCUGUCUUGACGUCCUUUGGUCAGGUAGCCCCCCCCCCCCCUCAUGCUUGGGUGGAAUUAUAUAUAUAGAGUUGUGAUUUUUGGACAGCGUGACACUAAUUUCUGAGAGCCAAAUUUGAGUGACAUUCACUCAGUAAGUGUCUAGCUCCGUUGUGUGUGUGUGUGUGGUGUUUUUCUUUUCUUUUCUUUUUUUCUCGGCAUUUCAUGGGUUUUUGCUUUUUGUCUCAGAACUUCCGUCGAGCAGGAAAACCCACACUCCUUAGGUUGAAAGGGAGCUGAUGUCAUUCACAGCAAUGCUGAACCACAGUCCAGCAGAUGUGAUCGACCAGCAUCAGCCACAUUGUACACCAGGUCUGGUGUUGUUUUAAACAUAAUCAGCCACUUCUUUCUUUUUGAUGCGCAGAACACACACAGGGUUGCAGUCUGGCAUCUAGUCACAGGAUGUGUGUGUGCGCGUGCGUGCAACAAGAUGUGUUUGUAUAGGCCUUGACUGGAUGACUCUUGAUGCUGUUCAGCGUAACAUUCCCCAUUUACAGCCGCCUCAGAUGCCAACCAACCAACAGAUAUGUAGUGUUAGAGCUUACCUGUCACUUUGACUUGAGCAGAAGAGAAGCAGGCAUUCUCACCUGCAAGAUGGACAGUUCUGUGAUCUCCAUGGUGACUGUUCUGUGGUUUCCAUGGCGAUGCUUGUUCCUGUUCCCCAAUGAGCCCUGGUUAGAGGCUUGUGCUAGACUUACAGGCCUGUAUACCGUCAGCCUCUAAUAGUUCCCUCCCAAAUAACGUUAAGGAGAGGUGUGAUUGGGUGUCCAAAGGGUCCAAAUGGUGUGCAAACCAUAAUGAUUUGCACUGUUGUAACAUUCUACAACAACAGUACAAACAAUACAUCGUCUCUGAGAGCAUACCUCAAGCAUCCAUGGAAAUGGGGCCCAUGAGAACAUGAUGGAAAGGAGGUUGAGACCAACUUGUAAUGGGUGACCUACAAAAGAUAUGGUGGUGUGAUGAGUCUUUAGUAGUAUGCCUGUGGAUAUGAAGGCGUGAGCUUGUUUAGCUAGCUAAACAACUGCCAUCAGCCUCCUCUGUUGGGUUAAUGUCACCACUUCUGGGGUUCAUAAACUUGGUUUGUCACGAAUCACCAUAAUCAUUUGUAGUAGGUCCUUGUCAUGAGUGUCCUUGUUUCGAUUGGCUACCAACUCCAAUGGCUUUGCAUAGCACGAACAUCUAACAAACUUACUACAGUACUGUAUAUCAACGAUAGAGACAGGAAAGUCCCAUCAGUGUGAAGAAAUGCCACAUUAUUUUGUGUUGGUGGGGAGAAGAUGGGGGGUGUACACAGGGGAACAAGUAGACUAGGCUGACGUUUGCAUAUUGUUAGUAGAAGAUCCCAUGCCUCUGGUUCUGAUCUCAAGGUGGUCUUCCAGAUGUUUUGUGUGGCGUUGAAAAAACACAAAUUACCCAUCUAUCAAAUAGAUGAAUUCAAUAGCUGGAACUUUGAAAUAAAACUUUUAAAAUAUAUAUAUAAUUUUUUUCCUUCUAAAUUUUGGACGCUUGUGUUGGUUUUCCCAAUGUCUUUCCAGUUACUACUGGGGGUGUUGUGUACAAAUAGUAGGUUACAUGAAGAUGUGCAAUUGCUCGUCGGCUGUUCCUUGUCCAGCAGCCAGGUGGCGCUCUAGCCAAUGUGAGCCUCCUCAAAGCUCUCUCUGUGUUGGGUCAUGUCCUAUAGUUCAUGAAUACUGCAACUUAAAAACAUUCACAGCAACUAAAAGCAGCUACAUCUAUCUCUGACAUCCAAAAAAACUUUUAAUACUUUUCUACAUAUAUCUUUUUUUCCCUUUAUGCUAUUAAAUUGGUUGAUUUCUUAUAUACAUAGUGUACAAAUGUGGAGGAAAUUAGUUGUCUGUUUUGGAGAAAACAUUAAAGUGCAAAAUGUUGCAAAUGUUUACUUGA
This is a messenger RNA of Engraulis encrasicolus (European anchovy), 5349 nucleotides long. It is a transcript of the gene arih1, whose product is annotated as ariadne ubiquitin-conjugating enzyme E2 binding protein homolog 1 (Drosophila). Bases 208 to 1797 code for a protein of 529 amino acids. Gene Ontology annotation, molecular function: zinc ion binding; ubiquitin conjugating enzyme binding; ubiquitin protein ligase activity. The record is from RefSeq and is a predicted model, not a curated record. The transcript has 14 exons. Gene Ontology annotation, biological process: positive regulation of proteasomal ubiquitin-dependent protein catabolic process; ubiquitin-dependent protein catabolic process; protein polyubiquitination. NCBI's taxonomy places the organism in Eukaryota, Metazoa, Chordata, Actinopteri, Clupeiformes, Engraulidae. Gene Ontology annotation, cellular component: cytoplasm; ubiquitin ligase complex; nucleus.